CCGCAUACUAUUAGCCUUGAAGAGAUCAGCGCAGAGCAAGUAGGCUGCAGUACCGGCAAAGAUAGAGAGGAUGGUGUCAGGCUCGAGAUUCUUUCUUCCUAGGACGACUACCAGCUCAUUGCUUCUUUUGAUAGUAUGGUGUUCUUCAGUAUCAAGAACUAUGGGCAAAAAUGAAAUUUCUAGCAUCAAACUAGGAUCUCAGUGUAAAUCAUCAGACUAUUGUCAGAAGUUUGUGACUAGAAGCCAUUGUGACGAAAGACUACGUGUUUGUACGUGUCAACCACAUUCUAUAGUGUAUGACGCCAAUACUUGUGUUUCAGCUUCGCUUCUGGGUUUUGAAUGUGCAAUGGACGAACAGUGUGCAAUGAAGGUUAGCAACAGUUACUGUGAAAAGGGUAAAUGUCAGUGUCAACCUAAUUUUCUUCCACUGAGAUUCGACAAGUGCCUACCACCUGCUAGAAUUGACGAUUACUGUUUGAAAGAUGAGCAGUGCCACCUAGCGAGCAGGCACAGUUUUUGCAAGUACAUUAUUCCACGGAUAUAUGGCAAAUGUCGGUGUCCGGCAGGUUAUUUGGUAACGGAUGAUCGCCGCUGUUUACCUGGUCUACACAGUGCUUGUCUAAACGACGAAGAAUGUGUGACACCUGGUUCCUUCUGCAAACAGAGAGAUAAUGUUUCUGUUUGCACUUGUAUGGACGGAUUCAUUACUGCAGACCGUGGAAAAAGCUGUGAGCCACUACAGAAAGAAAAUGCAAAUGAAAAACAAACCGAGAAGGAAGAAGAUAAAAAUGAUGUUAAGGACGAAACAGUUGUUGUUUCCCUUGGCAAAAGCUGUCAGUCUGACAGUCAGUGUCAAGCUCGAGAUCCCCACAGCAGCUGCGUUCAUGGAGUUUGUCAGUGUAUUUCGAAUUCUUCCAGGUGUAACUCUGCAGUUACAGGUUGCCUUAGUGAUACCUUCCAGUGCAGGAGUGGUCAAUGUAUAUCGUGGUUCUUUGUGUGUGAUGGACAGGAUAACUGCCCUGAUGGCAGUGACGAGGAAGAAUGCACUCCUACGAGAUGUGCUAAAGAGGCGUUUAAAUGCAACGACGGGACCUGCUUAUCGAGAUCAGUUAUUUGUGACGAGAAAUGGGAUUGUCCGGAUGGUAGCGAUGAAGCCAGGUGUUACAAGGGUAUUUCAUGUGAGAAGAACGCCUUUCAGUGCGACAACGGCGAAUGUCUUCCACAGUUCGCUUUCUGUAAUGUUAUCAAAGACUGUGCCGAUGGAAGUGACGAGAAGCCAGAAGUCUGCUCCCAAGCGGACACUUGUCCUAAUGGAACUUUCCAGUGUAACAGUGGUCAGUGUAGAUCAACAGCUAUUCUCUGUAGUGGACUGGACGGUUGUGGAGAUAACAGUGAUGAAGACAGAUGCGAAGUUUGCUAUUGCGAAGAGCCAUGAAUUUCACCCGAAUGUCCAAGCUUCGAUGAAGUCCAUUUGAUCAGAUGAACCUGGUUGGUAUAUUUCUACAUGGAAUAUUCAACAUCACCCCCAAAAAUUUAACAUUAUGGUUUUGGUCCUCUCUGACAUAUAUCUUUUUUUUUAUCAUCCUUUGCACCAAAUGGGGCUAUAUUUAAAUUGCAGGGGUGUAACGUGAGUUGAAAUAAUCCUGGAAAAAUUUAAACAUAAAAUAAAGAAGACACUAGUGAACUUUGAAAAUAUGGUUUGUAAUUUGCUAUGACAAUUUAUUUGAUGUUAUAUUAUUUAAUUUUGUAUGUCUAGAUAUCGUUAUUCUCCCGCUACGUUUUUCACAAAGAAGAUUCCUAAUCAUUUUUCCGUACCAAAACAAUCAGCAGAUGUUGAAGUUUAUUCCAGUGGUCACAACUUAAUAAUAAAUAAUGUUUUGGCCUGUACAAAAAUCUGGUAUUAUAAAAAGUAAAUUUAAAAGGUAUACAGUUUAACCAAUUUCAGUGCCAUAGAUAGCUAACUUAACAAAAUCAUUGAAAGGGUAAAAGUUGGCAAAAUUAUAUAUAUAUAUUUAUUACGUUUGACAGACCUGCUUCAUACUGUAUAUCUACACUUAAGACUAAGUUUCUCAUUUUAAAAGUAUUGUAGUAAGUUUUGUAAAAGAGAAAAAUUGAAUUAAGUUUCUAUUUCAUGUAUUCUUUCAUUCUGUGAAAUAAAAAAAAUGUAUGAACG
Molecule: messenger RNA, 2173 nt
Organism: Limulus polyphemus (Atlantic horseshoe crab)
Lineage: Eukaryota; Metazoa; Arthropoda; Merostomata; Xiphosura; Limulidae
Product: low-density lipoprotein receptor-related protein 2-like
Exons: 13
Coding region: 71-1435 (454 amino acids)
Molecular function (GO): protein binding
Source: RefSeq, a predicted model, not a curated record